AUGGUUUGCAGAAUUCAGUUAGCAAGAUACAAGACCGAAGACAAAACUGUGAGAUUCAAAGAGGCAUCUUCAAGUCUCAGUGACAUGCAUCUCUCACAGGAAAAAAUAAAGGAAAAGCACAACUAUAUCUUUUCUCCAGACUCUCAGACAUUUACAGAUGAAAAGUAUCACGGAAAAGCCAGCCGGAAAAUAUCUGUCUAUAAGCGCCAUUGCAGGGAGUAUAGAUAUGCCCAUGGUUGUGAGAGUUUUCAGUAUCAAAUUCCUCUAAGUUCUGAGACUUGCACCUCUAAUGUGUCAUCGGUUGUUGGCAGCCCAAAUUCCGAGAGUCCUAAAUCUGUCACAAGACAAAAGACUCGAAGAAGUCUUACAUAUUCUUUGGAUGUGGAAACUCAAAAAUGUGCCAGAUGUUUUAUGGAAAUCAGUAACUCUUCUUUUCAUAAAUGCCCCAUAAAUUCUGAUGAUUCUGACUCUGAUUCUUCUUUAUAUGGCCAGAUUUCCUCAGAUUCUAAAUAUUCUCUGAGCUCUAAAACUGUUAGACACUUCAAGACUUCUCGAAAUAGCCCUUCAUCUCGAUCCCUGGAUCCUAAGCAUCAUGUGGGCAUCCGCUGCUCUCUGCAUGGGGAUGAUUUUAACUAUUCUGUGGAUUCUACCUCUUAUUUACAUUGUGAAAGUUGUUCAGCUCUCCAAAAUCUUAAGAGCUCUGCUGCUACCCAUACCAUUCCUAUAACAUCUAAAAAAAACACGGGCAAACAUAAUACCUGUGGCCACAUAUUGUCAACACCAGUAAGAUUAUCUGAAAGUGAAAGCAAGUUCAACCUUACUGCCCAACCUCAAAAUAAGGAUAAUCCUGAUGACAGCAUUAUUAAAUUUAUCAGUGCUAGAAAUAUCAAAGAUGAGGCUGAUGUUGAAGAUAAACUUCUUUCCAAAGAUGAGACAGACCAUGAAGAUGAGACAAAUACUGAAGAUGAAACAGAUGCUGAAGAUGAAACAGACACUGAAGAUGAAGACAACGACAAAGAUAAGAAAGGUCCCAAUGACAAAUCUGACCCUGAUGGCAAUGAUCCUAAAGAUGGCAACUCUGAAAAUAAUACUGAUAGCAAUAGUAGGUCUGAUCCUAGUGGUGCUUCUGGGCCUACAAGUGGACCUGAUUACAGCAAUGAUGGUGACUCUAAAAAUGUAACUGAUCGCAACAAUCAAUCUGAUCCUGCCAAUGAUAAUGCCUCCAACAGUGACAUUAACUUGAAAUAUAUCACUGAUUUAGACAGUUCUUCUGAUCUGGCAGAAGAUUUCAAUCAACACAGUAAUGCUACCAAGGGUAGCACAAAUCCAACCACUGCCUCUGGAAACGAAAAUAGAACUGUGCUGGACUACAUUUCUGGUUCCAACAAUGAUGCUGUUCCUAGAAAUGACAUUGGACAAGGAAAUAAUACUUACUCUGAGAAUAUUAGACCAAUUGCCAACAGUUUUGACUUCAUCAAAAAUGAGACUGAUUCUAACAACAAUCCCAGUCCCCCAAAUAGCCAUAGACUACCAAAAGAUCUUGAGUCUAACUAUAAUACCAAACCCUGUAAUGCUACUAGUCACAAUGUUGUUAAUCCUAACAAUAUUUCUGAUCCUAACUAUAACACAGAGUCUACUAGCACUGCUGUUCACAAAUAUACAGAUGCCAUAAAACAUUAUUCAGACCUUAAUGAUAUCACAGUGUUUACAUACAAAGUAGGGUCAAGUUUUCUAGUUAACCCAAACUAUUUUUGCAUAAAGAAAUAUAUUAGUAGACCCAGCUCUUUACUUAACACUACCAAUGCCAUUGCUACCAGCAACAUCACCAGCUGUACUAAUGCUAUUAGCUCUCAGUUUACUGCUGGAAAAAACUAUGCCCCAGAUAAUAAACAUUUCCCUAGAUUUAGUCAUUUUAAUGGUUUCAACAUUAUCAUCAAAAAUAUUCAGAAUGCUCAUAAUUCUACUAGUACCAUCAAUACUAGUAUUUUCACUGAUACUGAAUUAAAAAUCAGCUCCAUAUCAUCUAUUCUUAAAAUUAUUUAUGGAAAUAUCUCUAAUUUUAUUGCUGGCACCAACCAUAUUUCUUAUCCUGAUUUUUUGAUAACCUCUGAAUUUUAUGAUCCACUUGAACAUGGUAGAGUUUAUAUAAUUUUUGAUAACCAAAAUAUUGGUGCUCAGUUCCAAAACUCUGCUGCAUACAUGGACUCUGAUACUUCUAAGUAUGCCACUGGGUCAGCAGAUGCCCUUGAUGCCAAAGAAUCUGGCUUUUUAAAAGAUUUUCCUAGGGUCCAGAAUCCAAUUGGCAUCAAGGAUUCUUCUCCUUUCAAGAUUCUUUCCAAUCAAAAUAUUCCACUCCCUAGUUUUGAUGUUAUAGUGGAAGCUGAACUACAAGAUGUUGUGAAGUGUGCUAUAUCAUCAGGUGCUGUGAAUCAAUUAUUUAAGUGGAAGAUGUGUUUCUUAGAAAUUUUCAGUCUGAAAUACCACGAAAGAUCUCCUGUUCAAAGAUAAAGGCAACUUGCUCAAGCUCAGCCUCCAAACAGGUAGCAGACAAAACCUUGGCCUUUGAUUAAUGAAAAGAACACCUUGAGAUAGAAAAGACAAAAGCACAACCAAGAAGGAUCUGAGGAUAUGAGCAAAUAACUUCAAAAAGAACUACAAAGAUCCCUGAGCAAUGUUUAUUUUAUGUUUAUUCUUAGAUAUUCUCCCUAUUAUAUGUCCAUGCAUUUAUUGUCUGUUGUGGCCACAAAUAUUUCAAAGUACCAUGUGAUAUUUGCCCCAUCCAUAUUACUUAUAUGUGACAGACUCUGGAAUUAGGAGAAGGACACACUAUAAUCUUCUCUAGACAUACAAAAGUAAAUUUUAUUGUUAAAUAUUCAAAAUGCAGACAUGUUUUCCAACCAGAAAUUCUUCCCUUUAUUUUUAUUCUUAAGAAGAUAGCUUUACCCUUAAAAAAUUAAAGACAAAUUUUAUUUAGUAUUGUGGUGACCAUUUUAGAUUUAAAAGAACCCAUUCUUAAUCUAUAUUUUAUUGUUAAUCUUAAUUGUUAUUGUUAUCACUGUCU
Messenger RNA from Peromyscus maniculatus bairdii (prairie deer mouse), 3061 nucleotides. NCBI's taxonomy places the organism in Eukaryota, Metazoa, Chordata, Mammalia, Rodentia, Cricetidae. The record is from RefSeq and is a predicted model, not a curated record.